This is a messenger RNA of Kalmanozyma brasiliensis GHG001, 1830 nucleotides long. Its product is annotated as Acyltransferase ChoActase/COT/CPT. The coding region runs from base 1 to 1830 and encodes 609 amino acids. Lineage: Eukaryota; Fungi; Basidiomycota; Ustilaginomycetes; Ustilaginales. The transcript has a single exon. Gene Ontology annotation, biological process: carnitine metabolic process. Gene Ontology annotation, molecular function: carnitine O-acetyltransferase activity. Gene Ontology annotation, cellular component: peroxisome; mitochondrion. The record is from RefSeq and is a predicted model, not a curated record.
AUGACGUCCCGCUACUCCUCCGACUCCACAAAGAGCGGUGGUGUCGGCAAUGGGCCCAUGUACGAGGGUCAGAGUGCCAUGCCUCAUCUCCCCGUCCCCGCGCUCGAAGAGACGCUCAAGAAGUACCUCAAGUCGACCCUGCCGCACCAGACCAAGGAAUCGCUCGCCAAGACCGAGGCUGCCGUCCAGUCCGCUCUCUCUGGCGAAGACUCCAAGCUCGUCCAGACGCUGCAGCAGCGUCUCGAGGACCGAGCCAACAAGGAAGGCCGCGAGAGCUGGCUGAGCGAGUGGUGGAACGAUGCGGCCUACAUGGCCUACCGCGAUCCCGUGGUGCCCUACGUGAGCUACUUUUACGCUCACAAGGACGACCGCACGCGUCGCACCGGUCCCAAGCGCGCUGCGGGUCUGCUCAAGGCGUUCCUCGCCUUCCGCAAGUUGCUCGAGACCGAGCAGCUGGCACCGGAGAAGGGCAAGGCUGGGCCCCUCUGCAUGCGCUCCUACAAGUGGAUGUUCAACGCCAACCGCAUCCCCGAAAAGCCCUCGGACACGGCGGUCAAGUACGACUGGCAGGCCAACAACCACCUCGUCGUGCUCCGCAACGGUCACUUUUACGAGUUCGACCUCGUCCACAACGGCCAAGAGCUGAGCGAGGCUGAGAUCGAGUCACAGCUCCAGGAGAUCCUCUCGGACUCUGCUUCGAGCAAGCCCGCCCCGCAACCCAUCGGAGCGCUCUCCUCGAACAACCGCGACAAGUGGACCGAUUCGCGCAAGGCCCUCGCUUCCCUCCCCGGCAACCAGGAGGCCCUUGAACGCAUCGACAGCUCCGUCAUCGUCGUCUGCCUCGACGAGACCGCGCCGCACAGCAUCGAGUCCACCGCAUGGGGUCUCUGGUGCGGUGACGGCAAGAACCGUUUCUACGACAAGCAGCAGAUCAUCGCCUUCGCCAACGGCAAGUCGGGCUACAUGGGCGAGCACUCGAUGAUGGACGGAACCCCUACGUUGCGUCUCAACGACUUUGCCCUUCAGGCGCUCUCGGCGGGUAAGAUCGACCUCGGCAGCUCCAACCGCACCGACCUGCCCGCUCCCAGGCAGAUCCAGUUCAAGACGGAUGCAACCGUCGAGGGUAAGAUCUCGGAGGCCAUUUCGGACUUUGACAGCCUGAUGGGUCGCCACGAUCUCAGCGUGCUCGACUUCCAGGGUUACGGUAAGGGGGCGAUCAAGAAGUUCAAGUGCUCUCCGGAUGCGUGGGUGCAGAUGGUGAUCCAGCUGGCGUACUUCCGCAUGUUUGGCAAGCCGUGUGCCACCUACGAGUCGGCGCAGACGCGCAAGUUCAAGUGGGGCCGGACCGAGGUUAUCCGUUCGUCGAGCGCCGAGUCGAAGGCCUUCUGCGAGGCGAUGGACUCGCACUCUGCGUCGGACGCGGAGAGGUACGAGAAGUUCCAAGCAGCUGUCAAGCAGCAUUUGACCUACGCCACCGCUGCUGCCGACGGUCGCGGUGUCGACCGUCACCUGUUCGGUCUCAAGAAGCUCCUCAAGGAAGGAGAGAAGGUGCCGGCGAUCUACGAGGACCAGGCAUUCGCUGCUAGCUCCACGUGGAAGCUUUCCACUUCGCAGAUCUCCAGUGAGGUCUUCAGCUGCUGGGGCUUCGGCGAGGUCGUCCCCGAGGGAUUCGGUUGCGCGUACGCCAUCAAGGAGAACAGCCUCACCUUUACGCUCACUAGUCUCAAGCUGGGAAGCUCCGACCUGCGACACUACAUCAACGAGGCCGCGGUCGAGCUGCGCGAUCUGCACCUCAGGUUGCAGAACGAUGCCCCCAAGGCCAAGGCCUAA